UAGCUGGCUAUUGGCUAGCUUUGGAAAGUAAAUAAGAAAAUAAAAAAAUCCUCAUAAACUUGAUUCUACCUAGAUUUUUUUCAAGAUCUAUUUCAUUUAAGCUUAGAAUUCUUAUUCUACUAAAAAAAAAAACAAUUUGUACUUUUCGAAAGUGUCCCUCUUUCAUCAAAAGUAAUAUUUGUAUCCAGUCCCCAAAUAAAGGUCGACAUACCAAAUCCAAGAUGGCGGAAGAAUUAGCGUCGAAAUUGCCAGUAUUUAUUUUUUCUUGAUUCUUAAUGGCACAGUGGUGUACAGAUUGUGAUUUUGCUAGCAAGGUUGCUCAGUCCUGUUGUGACUUAUACACCAAACUUGGGAAAAAAGGAAAACCUCAGACAGGAAAAGAAUGGACACUUUUAGCUGCUGUGGUUCAAGUUCUUCAACGCAAAGAAGGUGGUUAUACCUAUAAUAUAAUCUCCCUUGGAACUGGAUCCAAAUGCAUUGGACAGAGCAAGCUAGAUCCCAAAGGUGGUGUUCUCAAUGAUAGCCAUGCUGAAAUCAUUGCAAGAAGGGGAUUUGUGAGAUAUGUAUACAAUCAAGUCAAGGAAUGCUAUGGUGAAGGCAGUGGGAUUUUCACCUGUGACAGUGAUACCAAUCUCUGUAAAUUAAAAGAGGAUGUCACUUUCCAUUUAUUCACAUCGCAUACUCCUUGUAAGUUAAAAAAUCCUUCAGGUGGUGAUGCAUCAAUAUUCCCAAAAUCAAAUGAUGAGACCAAUGCAGCACAAACUGGACAGUAUUCAUCUCACAAAAGAAAAUAUCAAAAUGAGCAGAAGAAUGCUAAGCGGCAGUGUGACAGCUUGACACAGGCCCAGGGAUGUGACAGACUUAAGGAUCCUCCCUCAGAUAGACAUUUAGAUGCAAGUAAAAAACAGAGUAUGAAUGUAGCCUCUACAAGCCUUAUAGCAAAAAAUGCCUUAACAAAUACUUCUAUGGAAACAGCAAGCUAUGCAGAUGUUCCUCAUUCAGUUUCCAUGACAACAGAAAACAGUUGCUUAGCAACCAUCACAUCUGGAAACUUAAAUGAUAUUCAUAGAACAGGUGCUAAGUGCGUACCUGGUGAGCCUCAGGAUCCACUACUUGCUGGGGUAAAUUAUCAUGUGACUGGAAUUCUGCGGACUAAACCAGGCCGUGGUGACCCCACCCUUUCCAUGUCUUGUAGUGAUAAGAUACUAAAAUGGAAUAUUCUGGGCAUUCAAGGUGCACUGUUGUCGCAUUUCCUUGCUGGUCCCGUGUAUUUAUCGUCCAUAAUUGUUGGGAAGUGUCCUUAUGAUGUUGUUGCUAUGGAAAGGGCAUUAUAUGGCCGUGCAGGAGACAUGUUUCACAGAAGUGAACUGCCUUCAAUGUAUAGAAUGAAUAAGCCAAGGUUAUAUAACACAGGUGUUGUGUUCAAGGAUAGCAGAGAAAGUCUACAAAGAGCUGUUACUGAGCAGACAUCACCAUCUUCUUCAGCAAUUAUUUGGAUUAGCAACCCUGCAUGCCAUGAGGUGUCAGUGAAUGGCACCAAGCAAGGUGUUACCAAGGCAGCACUGAAUACUACCAAGGCCAGGGUAUCUAUUUGCAAGGCAUCAAUGUUCCAGGAUUUUGGUUUCAUAUUAAAGGAAUUUCCUCACAAAUACCAAGAAUUAAUAAGCUGUAAUAACCUGCCACCAUAUAAAGACUGCAAGAGGGCUGCAACUGCUUACAAUCAGGCCAAAACUCUUUUCUUAACUGCCUUUCCUUGUUGGACUAAAAAGCCAUUGAAUUGGAAUUUUACCAUAGAACUAAAGGACUAAAAAGUUUAAACACACAGACAAUGCAACAACAGGAUAUGAUAAAUGAGACAACUUUUUAUUUGUAAAGUUUUAAGACCCCCAAGUUACAGAAAACCACAUAAAGACAAUAGUGACACUUUUUUUUCUGAGAGAAGCCCCAAAAAUGCCAUUCCUACCUUUCUAAGAAACAGAAAAAAUCACAAACAUUGUAUCAACUAUUAAUUUAUAGUUUUAAACUAGAAAAAAGGGGUGAUAAUUAAAACUAUUUACAUUUUCUGAUA
Nematostella vectensis (starlet sea anemone) is the source of this 2068-nucleotide messenger RNA. Its product is annotated as tRNA-specific adenosine deaminase 1. Gene Ontology annotation, molecular function: adenosine deaminase activity; RNA binding. Gene Ontology annotation, biological process: RNA processing. The coding region runs from base 276 to 1808 and encodes 510 amino acids. The transcript has 8 exons. Lineage: Eukaryota; Metazoa; Cnidaria; Anthozoa; Actiniaria; Edwardsiidae. The record is from RefSeq and is a predicted model, not a curated record.